UUAACAAACGAUGAUCAUCUGACAGUAUUCAGAUCUUAGAAUAUGUUUGGAAAUAGAACACGAAUAAAAGUGACACAGUAUUUAUAUGGAAUUUCAGCUUCCCCGUGAUGAGAUGUUUGUAUUUAAUGUAAUUCGAUCAUGUCAUUGACAUGCCAAUCUCUCGCUAGUAUUUGGCUCUCAUGGGAGCACAUGAAGACGACUCUGUGCUGCUGCAGACAUUGACAAGGCCGGCAGUUCUUCUAAAAGAACAUGGAAAAGAUGUCACGGGUCACCACAGCCCACAGCAGCGCCAUCAGCGGCCGAACUAUGUUCUGCCACCUGGACGCUCCCGCCAACGCCAUCAGCGUGUGCCGGGACGCCACGCAGGUGGUGGUAGCCGGCCGCAACAUCUUCAAGAUCUACGCCCUGGAGGAAGAGCAGUUUGUGGAGAAGCUGAACCUGCGCGUCGGCCGCAAACCGUCCCUCAACUUCAGCUGCGCCGACGUCAUGUGGCACCAGAUGGAGGAGAACCUGCUGGCCACCGCGGCCACCAACGGGGCGGUGGUCACCUGGAACCUGGGGAAACCGUCCCGUAACAAGCAGGACCAGCUGUUCACGGAGCACAAACGCACCGUCAACAAGGUGUGCUUCCACCCCACAGAGGUCUACAUGCUGCUGAGCGGCUCGCAGGACGGCUUCAUGAAAUGUUUCGACCUGCGCAAGAAGGAGUCCGUCAGCACCUUCUCCGGUCAGUCAGAGAGUGUAAGAGACGUCCAGUUCAGCAUUAAGGAUUAUUUCACAUUUGCUGCGACCUUUGAGAACGGAAACGUCCAGGUGUGGGACAUCAGGCGGCCAGACCGCUACGAGCGGAUGUUCACCGCGCACACCGGGCCCGUGUUCUGCUGCGACUGGCACCCCGAUGACCGGGGAUGGCUGGCGACAGGCGGCAGGGACAAGAUGGUGAAAGUGUGGGACAUGACCACAGCCCGGGCCAAGGAGAUCUUCUGCGUGCAGACCAUUGCCUCUGUGGCGCGGGUCAAGUGGCGGCCUGAGAAGAAGUUCCACCUGGCCACCUGUUCCAUGAUGGUGGACCACAACAUCUACGUGUGGGACGUGCGCAGACCUUUCAUCCCCUUCGCCACUUUCGAGGAACACAAGGAUGUGACCACUGGCAUUGUGUGGCGUCACCAGCACGACCCUCAUUUUCUGCUCUCGGGCUCCAAGGACAGCACACUCUACCAGCACAUGUUCAAGGACGCCACGCGUCCCGUGGACAAGGCCAACCCCGAGGGGCUGUGCUUCGGACUCUUCGGCGACUUGGCCUUUGCAGCCAAGGAGAGUCUGAUCAGCAGCGACGCCAACCGAAAGCCUUACCCCGGGGGCGACCGCCGCUACCCCAUCUUUUUCUUCAAGAAGCCCGACCCGACGGAACAGUUUGCCCACGUGUCCAGCGCCCUCAGCGUCUUUGAGACGGACUUGGACAGCAACCGCAUGGACUGGUUUGUCAAGACGGCGCAACUCUACCUCCUCUGCGGGAAGCCGUUUGCCGAGCUGUGCGACCACAACGCCAAGGUGGCCCGGGAACUCAAAAGACCUCAGGUUUCCACAACAUGGACCAUGUUGAGGAUUAUGUUCUCAGACCCAGCAAACCCGACCACGCCCGGUCUGACCCACGGUAAAGUGGGCACCUUGCCUUUAAUGAACAGCUUCAACAUGAAGGACAUGAGUUCGGGGAUGGGCACGGAGAGGGGACUGGAGCGCAGUAAAGGGGAGAGCCGGCAGGACAGCGCCCACAUGGAGCCCGGGAACUUGCACAUAAGCAGCAAUAAUAAUAAUGAUGAAAACGAGGAGACGGAGGGCAGCGAGGGCCAGGCCGAGUACAUGUUCGGCGAUGCCGAGUUGGAUGACGACGACCUUUACUCCAUGGAGAACGACAACCAAACAGAAGAGCAGGAGUGCACGCUGCCCCAGGAGGCCUUCCAACUGCGCCACGAGAUCAUGGACAACCCGUCCGCCCCCGAGCACCUCCAGCAGGACAAGGCCGACUCGCCGCACGCCAGCGGCAACGAGGCGGAAGUCACUUUUCUGGCGACCAUCGAGUCCAUCUCCCUCAUCUCCAUUUCGCAACCGCUGUUCAGCCCACAGUUACCCGCCAGCUUCUUCUGCCCCAUCGUGCGGGAGAUGCUGAGCUACUACGCCGAGCAGGGCGACGUGCAGAUGGCCGUGUCGGUGCUCAUCGUUUUGGGGGACCGGAUCCGCAAAGAGAUUGACGAUCUCACCCAGGAGCACUGGUACACGUCCUACAUAGAUCUGCUACAGCGCUUCGAGUUGUGGAACGUGUCCAACGAGGUCAUCAAGCUGAGCACGUGCAGCGCCAUCACCUGCCUGAACCAGGCGUCCACGACACUUCACAUCAACUGCAGCAACUGCAAGCGAGCGAUGAGCAACAAGGGCUGGAUCUGUGACAGGUGCCACCAGUGUGCCAGUGUCUGCGCCGUGUGCCACCACGUGGUCAAGGGGCUGUUUGUGUGGUGUCAGGGCUGCAGCCACGGCGGGCACCUGGAGCACGUCAUGAACUGGCUGAAGAGCAGCGCCCACUGUCCCGCCGGCUGCGGCCACCUGUGCGAGUACACCUGAGCCCGCCGCGGGAUCCAGAGGGAGAUGGAGCCCGAAGCACAUUCCUCCUCGUGGGCCUGCGGGCUCUAAUCAGGCUUUUUGUUUGAAGGGAGAUUUAAAAAAAAGGGUACACAAGAGUCUAAAGGAUUUUAUAGGCGCUCCUGUACGGCCGUUGAAUGGAGUCAACGGCGGUUAUGUUACAACAGAUGGUCACAGAAUAUGACUAUAUAUUUUUGUGAAUUUACACUUACACUUGUAUUUUACAUUGUUUUUAAACCCCUCAGUAGAAUCCUGACGGCUGUAAAGGAGUAAUUGUCCAUGGAAUGUUCAUGUAUGUACAUAAUGGUAUCUUAUUUUGAAGGACUGUAGAUAAUGUUAAAUUAAUUUAUAUGAGAAAUGGCUCUAUUCAGGCAAUACACUUGAUUUAAUCCUUGACCCGUGAUGUCUGUUUUGUCAAUUACAUUUAACACAAAGCACCUGAAGUGUUUUUCUCAGCUUUUCUGCUGAAUCCCAGGUGACGUAGCCUCAAUAUAUGGAGCCAGCUGCAGGUCCAAAUGACCUGGAUUCCGGUGGAGCAGUCGGGAUAAACACUUGUGCUCGAGGGUACCUUUUUUAGUGAGAGGAAAGAACAACUACUUCAUUCAUUCUCCCCAAACACACACACAACUCUUCUGUGGCCCGACUGGCUUCCAGCCGACAUCUCAGGCCUGGAGCCCACGGGCCAGACGCACGUCGAGUCCAGCUCGGCAGCGGUGAGGGACGCACGAGAUUUGUGUGGAAGCCACUGGGGGGGACGACCUCAGUCCAGCUUUGUCGUGGCUCGUUCUGUUCAUCCUGGUUGGAGGAUUUAAGGAUGCUUAAAUUAUCGCUGAGGUUAUUCCACGCUGGUCUCAAUUCAAAACACUUUUGGGGUUUAUUUUGACACGUUUACAUUCUGGAUGGUGCUCAGCAACAAAAGUGUCUGUCCUCACUGGUGCUGUAAUCGUCAUAUUAGUUUCUCAGUUAAUUUAAAAAACCUGCAGGCUUGAGGUUGCGUUUGCAGCAACUGUCAACACACCGAUUUCACCCUUCACCGCACCGAGGACCUUCAGUUUGGACAUCAGUCUGCAGGGAAAUCCUUGACCCAGAAGCUCAGUCUGCAAAGAACAGCCUUGUAGUUUUAGCCAAUUAAAACGUGACUCAUCGAGGGGGGGGGGGGGGGGGGAAAGAAUCAGAUAAACCUAAGCCACUCGAUCCGAUUAGAGACAUCAGGACACCAAGUCCAAGAGUGAAGACAAUAUUAAAUGUUAAAGUCUAUAGUCCUUUGAAUAUGUCCCAAUAUAAUAU
Pungitius pungitius (ninespine stickleback) is the source of this 3921-nucleotide messenger RNA. RefSeq names its product WD repeat domain 24 (gene wdr24). The transcript is spliced from 11 exons. Gene Ontology annotation, biological process: positive regulation of TORC1 signaling; cellular response to amino acid starvation; positive regulation of macroautophagy. Gene Ontology annotation, molecular function: protein binding. The record is from RefSeq and is a predicted model, not a curated record. The coding region runs from base 250 to 2616 and encodes 788 amino acids. NCBI's taxonomy places the organism in Eukaryota, Metazoa, Chordata, Actinopteri, Perciformes, Gasterosteidae. Gene Ontology annotation, cellular component: GATOR2 complex; vacuolar membrane; cytosol.